AGCUUGCCAUGUGUCCUCAGAGCCGACUUCCGAAUCUUCCCGCACGGACCUUGAGCAUAGCUCGGUGCUAUAACUUGGUCUACGCCCACCAUGGAACACGGCCUACUCAGUCGUCAAUCCUCUUCAUCGGACCUUCUUGAUCACCCUUGCCUCCAGGAGGGGAAAGAGGACGGGUCUCAACGCCCCUCAUACGCCCCUAAUUAUAACCGAGUGUACAUUUUUGCCUGGGUUCUGUCUAACAUCGCGCCGCGCCUUUUGAGCCCUAGUCACAUACCUCUUCGCCUUUCCUCGUCCUUGUAUAUGCCCCACGGCUCCUGCGUCCAAAGCAGAAGUUUUUCCCGAGCAAAAAGCCUCCGCUUUCGAAAUUUUGAUCCCGCGCGUCGCACUUCUUUUCUGGCAGAAAACGUCAAAGGCGGCUCUUUGACAGUACGUGUCGUCCGUCGAAGAAGCUUCGCUUCUCCGUCACUCGCUCGUGCUUCCCUGCCACUCUACUGUGCUUCUCUUUCCCUCACCUGCUCGCCAUCGAGUCUUCGUGUUUCGUAUACUGUCGUUCAACUGUUCCUUGUCGAUUUGCGGUUUGAUCGUGUAGCUUUCAAGUCAUCGUACGCCCUCUUGUGAGCUGGUUCUAUACCCUGCCGUACACCAUUCACCCUCGUUUCUAUCGGUA
Messenger RNA from Schizophyllum commune H4-8, 667 nucleotides. RefSeq lists its product as uncharacterized. The transcript has a single exon. Lineage: Eukaryota; Fungi; Basidiomycota; Agaricomycetes; Agaricales; Schizophyllaceae. Bases 91 to 618 code for a protein of 175 amino acids. The record is from RefSeq and is a predicted model, not a curated record.